This is a messenger RNA of Epinephelus moara (kelp grouper), 3277 nucleotides long. It is a transcript of the gene glt8d2, whose product is annotated as glycosyltransferase 8 domain containing 2. Lineage: Eukaryota; Metazoa; Chordata; Actinopteri; Perciformes; Serranidae. The record is from RefSeq and is a predicted model, not a curated record. The transcript has 10 exons. Gene Ontology annotation, cellular component: Golgi apparatus. Gene Ontology annotation, molecular function: glycosyltransferase activity. The coding region runs from base 366 to 1454 and encodes 362 amino acids.
AGUUUUUUUUUUCACAUUGUCCCUAAAGAAACAAGCCUACAGCCGUUACUAAAAAAAUAUACCAACCACUCGCUCACGGCAGAAGUUAAUAUUCAGUAUCACUCCUAUAAUUCCAUGAAAUAAGGAGAGCUGAUUCAGCGUGUGGUUAGAUGACAGCGAGGAACCAGAGCGCUGGUGAACAAGAUGAGUCACAUCUGGAGGGAAGACAGAGAAAAAAAAAGGUGGGAGAGGAGAAAAGUGGGAUUGUUGGUGAGGGUGAGUCUCAGUCCUCAGAGGUUUUACAACAUGGACCAUGAACAACAGGAAUGAGAAUGGCCGGAAUCAACACCCUCUUUUUCUGAUGUCAUUAGAAGCAAACAUGAAACAUGGCUCUCCUGAGAAAAAUUAACCGGAUCCUCCUGGGGCUGCUGGUACUGAUGGUGUGUCUCCUCCUGCACAGUACUCUUCUCAGAGCCUCCACUCGGCCCAAACUCUCAGAUCACUGGAAGAGCCUUGGAGGUGCAGCACAGGUUCCUGCAGUGAAAGGGUCCAAGGCGAAUAAUGUCAUCCCCAUCAUCAUAUGUGCAUCGGAAGAACGAAUCGGUGCAACCAUGGCAACCAUCAACAGUGUCUAUAGCAACACAGACGCCAGUGUGUUCUUUUAUAUUGUCACUCUUCGUGAUGCCGUGAGACUGACGAGACAGUACAUAGGGAGGACCAAACUGAAAGGCAUCAAAUAUAAGAUACUGGAGUUUAACCCCAUGGUUCUAAAAGGAAAGGUGAAGCCAGAUUCCUCUCGACCUGAUCUGCUACAUCCACUCAACUUUGUGCGCUUUUACCUCCCGCUGCUUGACAUCAACCAUAAAAGGGUGAUAUACUUAGACGAUGAUGUCAUUGUGCAGGGUGACAUUAAGGAUCUGUUUAAUAUUAAACUAAAGCCAGGUCAUGCUGCUGCUUUCUCCACUGACUGUGACCUGCCCUCCACACAUGAGAUGGUGCGCAGCAUCGGCAUGCAGACAACCUACAUGGGCUUCCUAGACUACAGGAAAAAGGAAGUUAAAGACCUGGGCAUCAACCCCAGAGAAUGCUCUUUCAACCCUGGAGUUUUUGUGGCAGAUAUCAGCGAAUGGAAGAAACAGAAGAUCACCAAACAGCUGGAGAAAUGGAUGGAGGAGAAUUUCAGGCAUAACAUAUACAGCAGUGCCAUGGCAGGAGGCGUGGCGACUCCACCCAUGCUAAUAGUGUUUCAUGACAAAUACACAACAAUGGACCCACUGUGGCACGUCAGACACCUGGGCUGGAGUCCAGACGCCCGCUAUUCAGAGAGCUUCCUAGAGGAGGCACGCCUGCUGCACUGGAACGGUCCAUUUAAACCAUGGAAUUACCCUGCUGUCCACUUGGAUCUGUGGGAGAGGUGGUUUAUCCCAGACCCCUCCAAAAGGUUCUCCUUAGUACGACCUGAGAGCAAUGACUGAGGUGACGCAGGUGGACAUAAAGUCUGUGAAGUUCAGGACUUACUUGAACAAUGAUGGAGGGUAUUAUAGAAAAUGUACAGUGAGUGUAAUGCUGAGGAAUGUUCUAGAAACUGAAACAUGGGUUGAACAUACACGAGAAACAGUGUUGGCAGAGUGGGUGCUCUACGUACGUUUGCUAAAUACACCAAAUGUGACAGAUAGCUGUAAAGAUAUUAGAGUAUUACUUGUAGGAUCAAUGUGAAAGUGAGAAAACUUUUUUUAUAGUGUAAAGCAAGAGACAGUAUGUUUCUGUGCUAACCUGAAAUAACAUUUCAGAACUCCAAUUUUCACAUUGUCUCAUUUUUAAUGGCACUUUGAUAUAUUGAUAUCUGACACUGAGGGACAAUUAACAGCUGGCACUUACAACAAGAGGGGAUUUGGAUGGGUGUAACAAACACAGGACUUUGACCCAGGAGACCAGUUUCCGAGAUCGACAAACAACAUCAGUUGGGCAUUUGUGCAACUCAGAGUCGGGUGUUUUGACAUUUGUAAUCGUUUCCUAACCAUAGCAUACCACCUCUUACCACUGACCCCUUUUGCAUCAAGAUACAAUUCAAAAGGCCGCCCCCAGCAUCAUUUUAGUGACUCCUGGGACUUAUGCCAAAGUGGCAAAAUGGGACAAGUGGGGAUAAGAUCAUGUUGAUCCUGAAAGUGUAAAAUCCUGACUCAAUCUGUCUGAUGAUGGGAAACAAGUACAACAUGGCUUUGUAAAGGACAACCUCCCAGCCAACCAAGAGAUAUUAUUUCCUUGUUCUGCUGCCUUGAGAAAGCAGGGUUUCUGUUUAGGAAGAUUUUACCACGAUGUUCAGGUUCAAAAAAAGACCUCAUAUUAAUAAUGGUGGUAGAAACUCUUAGAUCUCUCCUGUCAUCACGCUGGUCAGACAAAGAGAGAUUAGGUUGUCUGUUUAGCACCUUUCAACAGCAACACAAUUCAAAGUGCUUUACAUAUAACAGAAAAAGGUAUCAGACUAACUAAUUGUCAUUAAAAAAGAUCCACUGUCACUCUGGUUAUGUGGUUAUUGCUUUGGUCUAUUUAACAUGCAGUUUUUUUAUGUUACUAAACAUAUAACAUAAUGUUAAGAUGCAUUUUCAAAAAUAAAUUAAUUCAACUAAUUUAAUAGGCUUAUUUUUUGAUAUUGGACAUAAAAAGAGAACUGGAGUUUUUUAAUUUCUUUGUGAAGAAGGAAUUUUGCAACAUAUGUGUCUCUCAUUUUAAUAAUUUAUGCCACAACUAAUGAACAUUUCAUAUUGAAACCUGAAAACCUUUGUUAUCAUGAGCAGAAUGCCUCCAAAAAGGCCACCAGAGGACAUGAUAGUCCUGAAGUCCUCUUUAAAAAUGGAUGGCUUAAUGAACAGGCCUACUGGGCGCUUGCCUAGGGCCCAAAUGGGUAGGGGCGCCCUUGGUCUUCACUAGCAAAAUAUCACUCAAUUAACAAGAACCCAGCAAGCCUCAAAAUGACCACAAAGAGAUGCAAAAUAACUGCAAAGAAACACAAAAUAACCACAGACACAAUACAACCAAAAAAGACAAAAUUAUCCCAAAGAGACACAUGACUAAAUAGAACACAAAACAACCACAAGAAGAAACAAAAUGACAAAAAAUGAAACAGACUUAACAAAAUUACCUCAAACAGACACAAAAAUAAACAUUACCACAGAGAUACACAAAUCAACCACAAAGAGAAGCAAAAUGAUGACAAAAGACACAAAAUUACCAUUACCAUUAAUAUCUCAUAUGUUCCCAGUUGUAUGAAUAACAAUUUCUCUUUUUCCAAAAGAAAUGA